AUGCUAGCAGAAAUCGUUGCCCUCCUCAAGAAUAAAACAUGGAUAUUAACCACCUUACCUCCUGGCAAGAACCUCAUAGGAUGCACUUGGGUUUUCAGAAUCAAUCCAGUGGUGAAGCCUACCACUAUAAGGCUCAUUCUCAGUUUGGCUACUUCACUUGGAUGGUCUGUCACUCACCUUGAUGUCAACAAUGCUUUCCUAAAUGGUGAUUUGAAAGAAGAUAUUUACAUGAGGCAGCCUAUAGGCUUUGAGCAAGGUGGCCCUCACUUGGUUUGCAAAUUGAACAAGGCAAUUUAUGGUUUGAAACAAGCUUCCAGAGCCUGGGCUGAUGCCUCUAUCUUUUUCAGACAAAGGGAUGGUGAUGUUAUAUAUCUCCUCAUCUAUGUCGAUGAUAUGUUACUUACUGGUAAUUCUUCAUCUUCAAUCAAGAAGGUUAUUUCUCAACUCAAUUCUCACUUUUCUUUAAAAGAUCUUGGGGAGGUGAAUUUGUUUAUGGGAGUUGAAAUUGUCAAAAUGGCAGAUAAUGGAUUGCAUUUAUGUCAAUCUUCAUACAUCAAAGAUCUUUUAAAGAAAGCUAACAUGCUAGAAGCUAAAGGAUGUCCAACUCCUAUGGUUUCAUCAUGUGAAUUGAGCAAAAACAUUGGAGAUCCUGUUUCAGAUCCAAAGUUGUAUAGAAGCAUUGUGGGAGCUCUUCAAUAUGCAACUAUUACAUGGUUAGAUAUCAAUUUUGCUGUUAACAAGGUUAGUCAGUACAUGUCUUCUCCACUUGAUACACACUGGAGGGACGUUAAAAGAAUUCUUAGAUAUUUAUCUGGAACUUUGGAUUAUGGAAUUCAAAUUCAUAAGUCGAAUGUUGUUGUUUCUGCCUUCUCUGAUUCUGACUGGGCAGCAGAUCUUGAUGAUAGAAGAUCAACCAGUGGAUACUGCACAUACCAUGGAAGGAACAUGAUAUCUUGGUGUGUGAAGAAGCAAACCGUUGUUGCUAGGUCUAGUACUGAGGCUGAGUAUAGGAGUCUUGCUGCUGCUGCUUCUGAAGUUUCUUGGGGGUGUGUUGGAGAUCAUCCUCAAGUGCAAAGUGAAGUGUUGGAUGAGAAAGCAUGCAAUGCAACAUUGCAUGAAGAUGUGCUGAUUGAUGAGCACGUGAAAGCAAAGGAAGCACGAGAUAAUGUUGGAGCCGUUGCUAAACCACCAGCUGUGCACUUGGACCACAAGAGGACUUGGAAGGACGUGGCAGUCCAAGGAUUGAUGAAGAAUGGCGGUUCUUGA
Molecule: messenger RNA, 1266 nt
Organism: Salvia splendens (bonfire salvia)
Lineage: Eukaryota; Viridiplantae; Streptophyta; Magnoliopsida; Lamiales; Lamiaceae
Exons: 4
Coding region: 1-1266 (421 amino acids)
Source: RefSeq, a predicted model, not a curated record